CCUUCUUCCUUCACACACGACACCGAGAUGCCUGUCCCACUGAUACAAAAGGCGAUUCUGGAUGGACUGGAGACGGUGCCCAACUCGGCGGUCCUUCUCAAGCUUCUGCCUGUACUGCUGGUGCUGUACCUGAUCAGGAGAUGGUUUCAAGGAGCCUCCAACACUUCCGAGCGAACCAUGCACGGCAAGGUCGUCAUGAUCACGGGCGGCACAUCCGGUAUAGGCGCCGAAGUAGCCCGCGACUUAGCGACAAGAGGCGCUCAACUCGUCCUCCUCACCCAACACGCCCUGGACGACUUCUUCCUCGUCUCGUACAUUGAAGAAUUGCGCGAUCGCACAAACAACGAACUCAUCACCGCCGCCCACGUCGACCUCAGCUCCCUCCACUCGAUCCGUCAGUUUGCCACAAAAUGGGUCGACAAUGCUCCGCCGCGCCGUCUCGACAUGAUCAUCCUCUGCGCAAACACAAUGACCCCCAAGGGCGGAAACAUUGAGACCACAAAUGACGACGUCGAGAUCAAUUGGGGCUUGAACUACCUCGCCAACUUCCACCUCCUCAGCAUCCUGUCUCCUGCCAUCCGCGCCCAGCCGCCAGACCGCGACGUCCGUAUCAUCAUGGCAACCUGCAGUUCCUACAUCGGCGGCUCCCUCCCAGUCACUGGCGUCAAGGAAGCAAAGAUCAGAAAGAAGGAAAGAGCUGAGAGAUUCGACCCAUACUCCGCCUACGCAUCGUCCAAGCUCGCCCUCAUGACUUUCGCUCAAAGCUUCCAGAAGCACCUUUCCGCUUAUGCUCGUCCUGACAAGAACCCAAUGAACGCUCAUGUCAUCAUUGUGGACCCUGGUCAAACCCGUACUCCUGGUAUGCGCCGCUACCUCACUUGGGGUUCCCUUACUGGUCUUGUGCUUUACCUCCUCUGCUAUCCUCUCUGGUACAUCAUUCUCAAGUCUCCCGCACAAGGCGCCCAGUCCUUCCUGUACGCAGCCAUGGAAGCUCAAUGGGGUCGUGGAAACGGUGGUUGGUUGAUCAAGGAGUGUCGCGAGAUUGCUCCCGUGAGAAGAGAAACCUUGGAUGAAGAGUUGCAAAAACAGCUUUGGGAAUACUCGGAAAACAUGAUCCAAGAAGCUGAAAAGAGAGGUGCUGCUGCAAGAGCAAAGGCAAAGGCUGAAGAAAAGAUGAAGCCUGCCGAACCCAAGAAGCCAGAGGAGAAAAAGACCGGUAGUAGAAGAAGCAAGAAGGCUUGAUCUGCUACCAUUUUGACAAGGCAUUGUACAUGUUGGUAUAUACCCAAAGCAUACUUUCUUCAUAAACCCAAUCUUAACAUUGUCUACAUACACAGCGAGACGACAGCUCAAGUCGAAGCCAGAAGGUUUAAUGAUGUACAAGCAUUGACAAGCUUUGCAGAUUGUGUCGAAGCUUCUUCAUUCUUGGACAACAGGGUCCGAGGGUCCGAACCACAUUAAAUCCUGCUCUCGACAGUUUAUUGAGGUUUCAACGUAGUUUAUGGGGGUGGUCUGAUGGUCAAUCACUUUCAUAACCUGUCGAUCAGGAUGUAACAAGGUCUCGAAAUCUACCACACGAC
Messenger RNA from Aureobasidium pullulans EXF-150, 1580 nucleotides. RefSeq names its product NAD(P)-binding protein. Gene Ontology annotation, molecular function: oxidoreductase activity. Bases 28 to 1242 code for a protein of 404 amino acids. Lineage: Eukaryota; Fungi; Ascomycota; Dothideomycetes; Dothideales; Saccotheciaceae. The transcript has a single exon. The record is from RefSeq and is a predicted model, not a curated record.